Molecule: messenger RNA, 1671 nt
Organism: Frankliniella occidentalis (western flower thrips)
Lineage: Eukaryota; Metazoa; Arthropoda; Insecta; Thysanoptera; Thripidae
Exons: 4
Coding region: 167-1588 (473 amino acids)
Biological process (GO): rRNA base methylation
Cellular component (GO): cytoplasm
Molecular function (GO): rRNA (uridine-N3-)-methyltransferase activity
Source: RefSeq, a predicted model, not a curated record
UGUAUACAUACAUCUCUAUUUUUUGUUAGUAAAUUUUAGAAACUCGUGCGGUGAUUGAUCAGCCAAAGCUGCAAUUCUAUCUAAAACAUUUUGACAACUGGUUAUGUACGUGCUGUUUUCGUUGUCAAAUAAUUAGUUUUUAAACGGCUGUAAACAAAUUCAUGCAAUGCGUUCUGAUAUUUUUGGAAAUGGCGAAUCAGUUCUCUUAUUGGGAGAGGGGAAUUUUUCCUUUUCCAUUGGACUUUCCAGUCUAGGAAUUGAACUUAAUCUUACCGCUACAUGCUUCGAAUCAUUACUCACAAAAACUCAAAUUGAAAAUAUUGAUAUUUUGAAAACUCGUGGAGUCAAUGUAAUGACAGGAAUCGAUGCAACCAAGAUUCAUUCUAAUGAGCUCCUGAUGGACCGAAAAUUUGACAAGAUUGUGUUCAAUUUCCCACAUACUGGAGGCAAAAUGAAAAUACAUCUUAAUAGAGAACUGCUUCGCCUGUUUUUCCUUAGUGCAUCUAAACUUUUAGCUGAGACUAGUGGGCGCAUUGUAAUUUCCUUAUGUAGAGGUCAGGGGGCAGAUUAUCAGGGCAAAAGGAUAUGGACAGAUUCCUGGCAAGUGGUAGAUAUGGCAGGUCAUGCAAAUUUGUUAUUGGAGGAAUGUUCUCCUUUUGACUGGACCAAUUUUCCUACAUACAGAAAUGUUGGCUAUCGAAGUCUUGAAAAGGGCUUCCAUUCUCAGGAUGGUGUAGUUCAUGUAUUUUCUCAUGUUAAAAAUCUUAUAACUUCUCAUAUAGAAAGUUAUCUAGAUGACUAUGACCAGAAUAGAAUAACUGAUGAUCUUAAUUCUCAGCCAAUAUACAAAAGGAAAAUAAGACAAAAUAUUUUGGAAAAUGGUACUGCACCUAUCUCUUUUGUUUAUUCUUACCUUAGAACACAAAUAGAUUCCAAAUGCAAGUGUCACCACAAAUUUGAAAAUAGUCUGAUCACUCAGUCUCAAAUGAUGGAAACAAUUUCUUCAACUGUUCAAUUGUGGAAGGAGACAAAUUUUGAUGCAAUUAUGUUCUCACUUUGUAUUCCAAAUAAAUUGGGAAUGGACUUUAAAGAAAGUCCGUUUUCCAUACAAACAUAUUUUUUUGGCUCUCAAAAUUAUCAACUCUUGAAGGAGGCUUUGUCUAGAUUUAUUUCAGUCUUCAACAUUGGAAAAUAUCAAAUUAAAGAAAAGACUUGCUCUUCUACUUCUAAAAUUGUUAAGGAAGUUUUCCUGCAGGCUUGUGAAAGCACAGAUGAAAUUUUAUUCGCUAAAGUGAUUCAUGAUGAUCAGGGUUGGAACUCAGGGCCAUUUUUGUUAAUUUAUAUUGAUAUUCUCGUCAUGAGCAUUUUUUCUUUGACUAGCUGGAAGCAGCUGUGGGCUGAAAAUAUAAAAACCACUGUGCGUUUGGGAAAACCCACAGUUCUUGGAAUUUGUCCUUAUCCUGUGCUUUAUAGUUUUGAUAUGUCAUUUACCAUCAAUAGUGAUUUUACAGAGGAGAAGUUUUGUGAAGUGUUGUGGAAUACUGCAGGAGAAAUAAUUGAAAAUGUAACUAAAAUUAAAAAACAUUAAUCGAUUUUCAUCUAAAUGUUCUUGGUAGACUUUUGGAAAAAGUUCUGAAUAUUCAUGUGAAAUAAAUAAUUUUGUGAUGCGCA